AUGCCAUCCGGGCCCUCCACUUACGCUCCACCCCUCACGCUGCACAUUCACAUAGUUCUGUCUCUCUCACUCCCUCUCAACCGUCAGAUAUUCCUCAUCCAACGGCCAGGAUCCAAGGCACGAGGCAGCAUACGAUGCGUUCAUGACUGGAGUGGUGUUCGCACAAGCCUGCCACCUCCUCGGUCUCCCCCCCCCACUGCCUCUCCUCCCUCCCCUUCGCCUUGGGUCUCACUGUUUCUUCCCCCCCUAUCCCGUCCCCCACCAACUCCCAAAUCCCCUCCACCCAUCUUGACCGUCAGAUAUUCCGCAUCCAACGGCCAGGAUCCGAGGCACGAGGCAGCAUACGAUGCGUUCAUGACAGGAGUGGUGUUCGCCCAAGCCUGCCACCGCCUUGGACUCUCCCCCCACCGCCUCUCCUCCCUCCCCCCUGCCGCUUCUGCUGCUGCUGCCGCUGCAAGGGAGGAGGCAGGGAGGUGGAGAGAGGAGAGGAGAGGGAGACGGGGAGAAGGAGAAGGGGAGGGAGACGGGGUGGGGAGAGGUGAGUUUGGGAGAGAGGGGGAAGGGAGGAGAUGGGUGGUGGAGAGGUGGAGGCGAGGAGAGGGGGCUGUCAGUGGUGGGAGGAUAGGGACUGACAGGGAGCACAGUGAAGAGAGCAGCGAUGGAAGCGCAGUCGUGGCAGAAACGCCUACACGUCUGCGCUUCCUCCUGCGGGGGGCCCUGGGCCGUAACACUCCCUUGGAGCUCGAACCAGUUGAUAGUGGCGCUGCUUUGGUGCGGUUUGGGAGUGGCAAGCAGAGGGACGUGGAAAAUCUGGGUAAGGUGAUGGAGAGUUUGGGGCGAGCACUUUUGGGAGGAGCGGGGAAUGGGAGAGGUGGUGGUGGUGGUGGUGGCGGCGGCGGCAGUGGUGGCGGUGGUGGUGGUGGGAGGAUGGGAGCUGGAGGGGAGAGAUUGGGAGAGAGGGAAGUGGUUGCGAGGGAUAUGGUUUCGCUUGGGAUUCGUGCCGCCCCGUUCUCUGCGUUUGUCACCUUGUGCGAGUCUACUGUUCCGUUUUUGUCCGCCAGUGAGGGCGCGGAUGUGCUCAGGUUGGAGGAGUAUCUUGUGUCUGCCACCCAGAGAUCCCCGACUAGUGCACCUGCUGCCAAAACUAGCCGACCCAGCAGGAAAGAAGGGCAAGGAGCAAGAGAGGUCAAGAUGGCUGUAGGCGAUAGUGCUAUUUGUGCCAAGGUGUUGGGACUCACGCCUGUCAAAUCCGUCCCGACGGUCGCCGCUAAAGAAAGCGCGACAUUAUUCAAUGGACUCAAGGCUACUAAAACGAACAAGUCUGCCGCGAAGCAGAAGCUCAAGGGUACCGCUAGGGCUGCUCCUGUGCCUGCAUCGCGUCCCUCUACCGCGGUUCGCGCCGCUAUUGCCGAGGACAUCAACACGGACUUUGAGGUGGCCGACAUGACCAUGCCGCAGGGCGGCAGCUGGUCCGUGCACAAGUUCGGCGGCACGUGCGUGGGAUCCGCCGAGCGAAUCCUCAACGUCGCACGCAUCGUCGCCAGCGACCCCGCGGAGCGUCGCUUCGUCGUCGUGUCGGCCAUGGGCGGCACUCCCAAGGUCACCAACAUUCUGUACUCGUUAUUGGACAAGGCGGCCGCGAAAGACUCGAGCGGGUGGGCGGAGCUUAUAGCGCAGCUGCGCGAGAAGCACCGCGCGGCAGCGGCGGAGCUGCUGGGGGAGGAGGACGAGGAGACGAAGAAGAUCCUGGAGCGCAUCGACGAGGACCUGAUCAACCUUAAAGCCAUGCUCAAAGCCAUCUCCAUCGCGGGGACCUCGACGGAGAUCUUCACGGACUUCAUCGUGGGGCACGGCGAGCUCUGGUCCGCCAUGAUCCUCACCGCCACGCUGCAGAAGGUGACGGGCAAGAAGGUGGCGUUCAUGGAUGCGCGCGACGUGCUCGUGGUGCACCCAGCAGAGGGCGGCAAUCAGGUGGACCCCAACUACGAGCGCUGUGAGGAGAACCUUCACGCCUGGUACGCUGCCAGGGGCGAUGACGGGCACUACGAGGGCGGGGGCCCGGACCUGGUGGUGGCGACGGGGUUCAUUGCGCGCACCGAGGACGGCGUGCCCACCACGCUCAAGAGGGACGGCAGUGACCUGUCUGCGGCCAUCUUUGGGUCGCUGCUGCGCGCUGGGAGAGUGAUCAUCUGGACGGACGUGGAUGGCGUGUACUCCGCUGACCCCCGGAAAGUGCCUGAUGCUGUGAUUCUCAAGAACCUCUCCUACCAAGAGGCGUGGGAGCUGUCUUAUUUUGGAGCCAACGUCCUCCACCCGCGCACCACCCUGCCGGUGAUGAAGUACGCCAUCCCCAUGUUCAUCCGCAACGCCUUCAACCCCACGGCGCCCGGCACGCGCAUUGGCCGCUCCCACGACGCCUUCUCGGACGAGGAGCACGAGGCGGCGCACAACGAGCUGCUGGAGGAGGGCACAGAUCCGCUGGACGCCGUCGUCAAGGGCUUCGCUACCAUUGAGAACGUGGCGCUCGUCAACGUGGCUGGCACGGGCAUGGCAGGAGUCCCGGGUAUCGCGAGUCAGAUCUUCAACUCAGUCAAGAACGUGGGGGCCAACGUCAUCGCCAUCUCGCAGGCCUCCUCCGAGCACUCCGUCUGCUUCGCCGUCCCAGAACCCGAGGCCGACAUGGUCGCCGCGGCCCUGCGCACCACCUUCCGCCGCGCAAUCGAAUCAAAUCGCGUGCACGAUAUCGAAGUCAUCCCGCACUGCACAGUCCUCGCAGCCGUCGGGCAGCGCAUGGCCAGCACUCCGGGGGUCUCGGCUGCUCUCUUCGCGGCGCUGGCCAAGGCGCGGGUGAACGUGCGUGCGAUUGCGCAGGGGUGCUCCGAGUAUAAUAUCACUGUCGUGGUCGAUCGGAGUGAUGCGGUGGCGGCGCUGCGGGCGGCGCACGGGCGGUUCUACCACUCGCAGAUUCCACUGGCGGUGGCUCUGAUUGGCCCGGGGCUGAUUGGGGGCACGCUGCUGGAUCAGAUCAGGGACCAGCGGGCGAGCCUGAAGAAGGAGUUCAAUAUUGAUAUGCGUGUGGUGGGCAUCAUCGGGGCGAACAGGAUGCUGAUCGAUAACAGGGGUGUACACCUGAGCAACUGGCGGGAGGAGUUGGAGAGCAGAGGCGAGGCAGCAGACAUGGUGGCAUUUGAAGCCUCUCUGAUGGACGGGCAUCACGGGCUGCCCAACACGGUGGUGGUGGACUGCACUGCCAGCAGCGAGGUGGCGGACAAAUACCCCACGUGGCUCGCUGAGGGGCUUCAUGUCGUCACGCCCAACAAGAAGGCCAACUCGGGGCCUCUCAAAGAGUACUUGAAGAUCCGUCAGUUGCAGCGCGAGCUCUGCACGCACUACCUGUAUGAGGCCACCGUGGGGGCCGGGCUGCCCAUCGUGGCGACGCUCAAGGGACUUCUGGACACGGGUGACCACAUCCACCGCAUCGAAGGCAUCUUCAGUGGCACGCUGAGUUACAUCUUCAACAGCUUCGACGGUAGCAAGCCAUUCUCGCAGAUCGUGGCAGAGGCUCGCGCCAACGGGUUCACGGAGCCUGAUCCCAGGGACGACCUGGAGGGCAUGGAUGUGGCAAGGAAGGUGGUCAUCUUGGCUCGGGAGUGUGGCCUUCGCCUCGAGCUGGACCAAGUGCCCAUCCAAAGCCUUGUGCCCGAGGCUCUCCAGCACGUGGGCAGUGUGGACGAGUUCAUGCAGCGGCUGCCUGAAUUCGACGAUGAGAUGGAGGCCAAGAGAAAGGCGGCUGAGGAGAUGGGCGAGGUCCUGCGCUAUGUAGGCGUGGUGGACAUGGACAAGAGAGAAGGCCGCGUGGAGCUGCGCCAGUACCCGCGCACACACGCCUUCACGCAGCUAGUGGGUUCAGACAACAUCAUCUCUUUCGUCACCUACCGAUACAACGUGCAGCCCCUCAUUGUGCGCGGCCCUGGUGCCGGCGCCGAGGUCACUGCAGGGGGUGUGUUCAGUGACCUUCUGCGCCUUGCUGCCUUCCUUGGCGCCCCCUCUUAA
Messenger RNA from Closterium sp. NIES-65, 4053 nucleotides. Lineage: Eukaryota; Viridiplantae; Streptophyta; Zygnematophyceae; Desmidiales; Closteriaceae. The record is from the annotation of a GenBank genome assembly.